GCUUUACACUUCUCAUGCUAACUUUAUCUUCCUCUGUUCGAAACCUUUUUCUGUUACCUAAUAAAGUCAACUUUUAGCAUUUAUGGUCUCUUUUUCCUUGGUCUCAAUUUUAUUAUUUAGAGUAAAUCACAUCUUGCUUCGAAAUUAAGCAAUCCAUGUCUCUUUUUUUUUUACUUUCAGAUCAGUAUUUAAUUGUAGCCUCUGUCUUUUCUUUUUGAGGAACUUAUGAUUUAGUCUUUUGUUUCAGUUCAUACAGUUCUUUAAGUUUGUUCUUGAUGGUGAUGUAAAAGCUCUUUAAUUUUGAAGACACUUCAUCAGAAUUUCUAUUUUUAGGAGGAUUGAGAAGAUCUCUCAAACAGCUGGCAAUCUCGGUGAGGCUAUGCUGGACAGUGAAGUGGUGCCAUCGUCUCUUGUGGAGAUUGCUCGGAUCCUCCGUGUAGCCAAUGAAGUAGAAGCUAGUAACCCCCGUGUUGCUUACUUAUGUCGGUUUUAUGCGUUUGGGGAGGCAUGCAAGCUUGAUCCCACAUCAAGUGGUCGUGGUGUGCGCCAGUUCAAAACUGCGCUUCUUCAGCGCUUAGAACAGGAGAAUGAAACAACUCUUGCACGAAGGCAGAAGAGUGAUGAUGCACGCGAAAUGCAAACUUUUUAUCAACACUACUACAACACAUCUAUCCAGACGCUGCUGGCAAAGCUGAUCGUGCUCAACUUAAAAAGGCAUAUCAAACUGACGCUGUUUCUCUUUGAAGUCUUAAAGAGUGUUAAUGUGGAAAUGGCUGAUGAGGUUUUGAAAGCUCACACAGGGGUUCGAGGAUUAAUAAAAGAAAUUUUGAAAAAAAAAAAAAAAAGCCCACACAGAGGCCGAAGAAAAAAUUCAAAUAUUAUGUGCCUUGGAUGACGAUGGUGAAGUUAUUGGUGGAUACCCAUCUCAACAACCAAUUGGAGUUAAAGCCUCCAAAUUGAAAGGGGGAAAUGUUGAUCAAACAUCCGUUCUUAUUUAUACUUUACAAGAAGGAAAUAGACAACUGUUAGAGCAACUGAAGAAGAUAAAUGCUCAAAAGCAGCGCUUUUUGGAUAUUCAAAAGAAAAGUUAUGCACUUGCAGAAUUUAAAGAAGAAAAAAAAAAUUCUAUUGCAGGACUUGAGUUCUAUACAAGAUCCCAAUAUUCGUGUGUAUCUGCAGGCUGAACAAACAAGGAUUAUUCAACAGCAAUGUGGUGAAUCUACUCUUUGAUCUACUUCUUUUGACAGUAUUUUAAGGAUUUUGGUGUAUCCAAAUGUGGUUUUACCAUAUUAUUAAUUUAGCGGUCUUCUUUGUGUUUAUCUUUAACUUUGCUACUCUUUAUCUAUUUUGAAUUUUCAAGUCAAUUUUUAUUUAA
Messenger RNA from Brassica oleracea var. oleracea, 1375 nucleotides. Its product is annotated as callose synthase 2-like. The transcript is spliced from 5 exons. The record is from RefSeq and is a predicted model, not a curated record. Gene Ontology annotation, biological process: late endosome to vacuole transport via multivesicular body sorting pathway. The coding region runs from base 380 to 895 and encodes 171 amino acids. Gene Ontology annotation, cellular component: multivesicular body. Lineage: Eukaryota; Viridiplantae; Streptophyta; Magnoliopsida; Brassicales; Brassicaceae.